Messenger RNA from Cotesia glomerata, 1762 nucleotides. RefSeq names its product sequestosome-1 (gene ref(2)P). NCBI's taxonomy places the organism in Eukaryota, Metazoa, Arthropoda, Insecta, Hymenoptera, Braconidae. The record is from RefSeq and is a predicted model, not a curated record. Gene Ontology annotation, molecular function: protein kinase C binding; K63-linked polyubiquitin modification-dependent protein binding; zinc ion binding. The transcript is spliced from 3 exons. Gene Ontology annotation, biological process: aggrephagy; mitophagy; endosome organization. Gene Ontology annotation, cellular component: amphisome; aggresome. Bases 168 to 1658 code for a protein of 496 amino acids.
GUCUGUGUAUAAAAACAGCUGAUGCCUAUUCACGGCUAUCAGUUCACAGUUAACUAUUUAGACGUCCAUUACUCUACUACGUAAUUGUUAUUCAACACUCACCUAUUUACUAACGUUGCGAUAAAUCAGCAAUUGAUUUUGACAUUUUGAAAGAUUGCAUCAAAAUAAUGGCAACUGUCAGCUUCAAAGUUUAUCUGCAUCAUGAAGCAGAUGCUUCAUAUCAAGAAAUACGGCGCUUUGGUAUUGAUUCUGACGUAGUGACAAAUUACGUUUAUUUGCGUGAAAAAUUACAAAAUAUAUUUCCCAACAUUCGUGGUAAACGUUUCGAGAUAUUCUGGAAAGAUUCUGAUGGUGAUGACGUAGUGAUAUCAAGCGAUGAAGAAUUGCAGAUUGCCUUGAACGAGACAGGUUUGGAAUCAGUUCGUAAGCUCUACGUAAAAUUGCGCUCCGACUAUUCACCGGAGCCAGAAUCCGAGUCAUCGAGCAUCCUGCAUCCAGGAAUAUCCUGUGAUGGAUGUAACGGAGUAGUACGGGGCUACCGAUUCAAGUGCGUCCAAUGCCCGGACUACGAUCUCUGUUCAAAGUGUCAUGGCCAUGGAAUCCAUUCCGAUCACUGCAUGCUGCGCAUCGUCACUCCAGUUGACUGGAAGGCGCACCACGGAAGACGUUUGUCGCGUCACAUGAAUAAAUUCGUUCGCAAGAACUUCAUUCCGGUUGACGAGUGCGAAGAACCCGCAGGAAUUUGUGGAAAUACUGGCGAUUCAUCAAAGAAAUGCCCGCGGUCUCAACGACGUCGUCAUUGUCCGGUCUCGGAUGCAGCAUCUGCCGCGGCAUCUGCUGCCGCCUCUGCAGCUGCUGCUGCUGCGGUCACUGAUGCCGGUGGUUGGAUUGAUUCGCUCGCAGCUUAUCUCAAUGAUUGGGCAAAUAUUCCCGCAGAAUGUCCUAUGAAGAAACCGGGCUUUGACAAACCUGCUGAAGCUCAAGAAGCUAAAGAGCAGCCUAAGGAGAAACAACAAGAGCAACAACAGCAAUCUAAAUCUCAGGAUGCUAGAAAAGAUCCACACAUUGAGCUCUUUAAAUUAGUGGGACAAAAUUUGUCUCAAUUUUUGGACCCGCUUGGAAUUGACGUUAACUUUCAAAUAAAAACUAACGACGCUCCUGCUUCUACUUCUGGAGCUACUAAAACCAACGAGCAGCCUCAAGCUGCUGGACCUUCUGCUAAGAAUUCUGAGAAGUCUAAAACCUCGUCACCAACUCCAGCUACUCCUACUAAUUCAGCAACUCCAUCACGGCCUAAAACUCCUGAGCAAGUCAGUGCUGAAAAAAGCAGUGCCAGCAAAGGACCCUCGAGCUCAUCUAGCGAUAAUGAAAAUGAUCUGGACUGGACUGUCAUUAAAGAGGUCACUCCAGAGCCAAAAGAAAAAUCAGCACCGUCAGCUCCCCAAGAGUCUUCACUGUCAUCUUCAAAGUCUAUUUAUCCAGAGCUACCGAAGGCAAACCCUACUCCCGUUUUCUAUCACUCUGAUCCUAAAAUUCAGAAAGCUGUUGAAGCAAUGAUCCAGAUGGGAUUUUCAAACGAGAGCGGAUGGCUUACUAAUCUUUUGGUUACUAAGGAGGGUGACAUUGUCCGUGCUCUUGAUGCUUUGCAACGCCGCUAAUUAUGUUUGUAUUAGUGCCGCUGGUAAACACUUUAUUGCAUUCCUCUAAUUAUUCAUUUAUUUGUACGUGGUACUGCAAUAAAACAUGUAGUAAAUGAAAAAAA